AUGGGUUUCUCUGCCGGUGACUCCAAGAAGGGUGCCAACCUCUUCAAGACCCGAUGUGCUCAGUGCCACACUCUGAAGGAGGGUGAGGGCAACAAGGUCGGCCCUGCUCUACACGGUCUCUUCGGCCGAAAGAGUGGUCAGGUUGAGGGCUUCUCCUACACAGACGCCAACAAGCAAAAGGGUGUCACCUGGGACGAGAGCAGUCUGUUCGACUACCUCGAGAACCCCAAGAAGUACAUCCCCGGUACCAAGAUGGCGUUCGGUGGUCUAAAGAAGGAGAAGGACCGAAACGACCUCAUUACUUUCCUCAAGGAAUCUACGGCAUAA
Messenger RNA from Daldinia childiae, 327 nucleotides. Its product is annotated as Cytochrome c. The coding region runs from base 1 to 327 and encodes 108 amino acids. Gene Ontology annotation, molecular function: electron transfer activity; heme binding. NCBI's taxonomy places the organism in Eukaryota, Fungi, Ascomycota, Sordariomycetes, Xylariales, Hypoxylaceae. Gene Ontology annotation, biological process: mitochondrial electron transport, cytochrome c to oxygen; mitochondrial electron transport, ubiquinol to cytochrome c. The record is from RefSeq and is a predicted model, not a curated record. Gene Ontology annotation, cellular component: mitochondrial intermembrane space. The transcript has 4 exons.